UGUGCAAACCAAAGCAAGGCAUGCUGGGCCUGGAUUACAGUUAAACGCCCAAAAUGGCGGCACAGUUGAAAAGUUUUGACUGUUUUGUUGGAGUUUGUCUUCUUCACAAACUAUUUCUUUGACUGUUUAAACUGCACGAAAUCGGCUUCAUUUUUUCCACAAUGGUGGGGCACCGGGAUUUUUUCUAAUGGUUGAAGAGUUACACAAGAAUUAGCAUGGCGUUUUGGUAUCAGCUCAAAAUCGGGCAUCACUUUGCCAAUGCUAGGCUUGGCUAAGCUAGGCUAGCAAGCUAACUGGUCUUAGAUGAGUGCUUGGCUAAAACCUUCACGUCUCACCUGGGUCUAUAAGCUGAAGUGAAUAUGAAGAUGAAAAUCUUUCCAUAGAAAUGGAGGAUGAUGUGAAAAAAGUAAAAAAGCCUGGUAUCGUCUCUCCGUUCAAGCGAGUCUUCCUGAAAGGAGAGAAGGGGAGGGACAAGAAAGCCCAGGAGAAGGCCACAGAGCGCAGGGCCCUCCACACCUUCUCACUUUCUCAGCCUGACCACCGCAUCGACCCAGACAUCCUGCUCAAUGACUACAUUGAGAAGGAAGUCAAAUACUUGGGGCAGCUGACAUCAGUUCCAGGAUACUUGAACCCAUCAAGUAGGACGGAGGUCCUGCAGCUAAUUGACAAUGCGAGAAAGUCACAUCAGUUGGCAGGCCAGCUGACAUCAGAGCAGGAUGCAGUCGUGAGCUUGUCAGCAUACAACAUCAAGCUAGUAUGGCGAGAUGGAGAAGACAUCAUUUUAAGAGUGCCCAUCCAUGACAUUGCUGCUGUCUCCUACAUCAGGGAUGACUCAUUACACCUUGUAGUGAUAAAAACAGCCCAGGAGUCAGGCGGCUCGCCCUGUCCCAGUUCAUGUCCUGAUCUCAAUAAGUCUCAAACUCGGAGCUCCUUGUCAGAAAGUGGCACUGUGCUUGUUGAAGUCUGCUGUCUGCUUGUGCUGGCAGUUGAUAAUAAGGCAGCAGCCGAGGAGUUGUGUCUUUUGCUUAGCCAGGUUUUCCAGAUUGUUUACACAGAAUCAACCAUCGACUUCUUAGACAGAGCCAUUUUUGAUGGUGCAACUACACCAACCAGACACCUUUCUCAGUACAGUGAUGACUCUUCGAGCAAAGUAGAUGUCAAAGACGCUUUUGAAGAGGAACCCAGCUCAUUUGCAGUUACAGGACGAAGCUCUCCAUCUGCUUCCACUCCUGCAUCUCCUCAGACCAAAACUGCAAGCGAAGGCGAGCUCAGCACCACAGCUGCAGAGCUGCUGCAGGACUACAUGACCACACUGCGAACAAAGCUCUCAUCACAGGAGAUCCAGCAGUUUGCUACUUUGCUCCAUGAAUACCGUAACGGUGCCUCCAUUCAUGAGUUCUGCAUUAAUUUGCGCCAACUUUAUGGGGACAGCAGGAAAUUUCUUCUGCUCGGCCUGCGGCCCUUCAUACCAGAGAAGGACAGCCAACACUUUGAGAACUUCCUCGAGACCAUUGGUGUGAAGGACGGCCGAGGCAUCAUCACUGACAGCUUUGGUCGUUACAAGCGCACAGCAAGCUCUGCCUCAGAUUCCACCACCAAUGGCAACGGAGCAGCAGGAGGAAGUGGUGACAGUGUUGCCUCGGACGAAGGCCAUGAGCCCUCUGAGGGGGAUGAAUGGGACCGUAUGAUCACCGAUAUCAGCAAUGACAUUGAAGCUCUCGGCUGUAGUAUGGACCAGGAUCCAGUGACACCUUGACAUGGGGAACAGAGGGGGGUAGUUUGGGGAGCUGUGGACAUGAACUGAUGGCCACUCCAGCAGGCAUGAUGUGAGUGUAUGAGAUGAAGGUGGUCGUUUAGCACUGACCUAAGAUUUGAUUUAUUCUAUUUUCCUCUAAUUGUCAAGAGGACGUUCCAUAGUCCCUACACACUCAAGGAAAGCCUUAAGUUGUUACUAUUAAGUCAACAAAUGCACUUAUGCAGACCCUGUAGAUGAAACGGAGUGAGUUGGAUUGUUGGUUUUAUAGACUGAUUUAUUUUAAAACUUUUACUUUGGUUUUGUGCUCAUUUAUUGGCAGUAUCUGCCACUGCUAUGAGCAAUGUAGCGAAUAUCUUCAGUCUUUGAAAUCUCUAAUUUUGAAGAUUGUGGAUAAUCCAUCAGAGGACUGUGUACACAUUUUAGAAGGUGAAGCCUGGGGCUGUUUUUGUGUUUGCUAUAGAUCAGUCAGCUUCAUCCGCAAAGAGAACUUUGGUUUUCUUCAUUCACAUUGUGUGUUACGGUGUGUGUAACAUUUUGCGCCAUUUUUUUUUUUCCAGUAAGGUUUGUGUACUGCUUUGUUUUACACUAUCAUUUGUUAUCAUUGUUUACUUAUUUACAUAUUUUUGCCUUACUCAAACUGACCGAUGAAAUGCUGUAAAAACAAAUUCUCAUUCAUUUGGUGAGUGAGGACUGUAUUUGACAAGGCCAGUUAGUUGAUGGCUGAUGUAAAUUUAUAACGUUUAAAAAGUCGUUCUUCACAUGCAGGUCAUCUUGUUAUGUUGUGCCUUCACACUGCAGUACUGCUGCCUGCUGUCUGUCACUCACAGACAGAUAAUUAUGAACUGUAACUACAGUUGUUCAGCAAAACAUGGUUAUUAAAUAACAGCUAUUUUACACUGAUUGUAUCUUAUUGCAAAAUUUACACGCAUCUUGAUGUUGCAUAAAAACUAUAGUAUUAUCCCUUACCACCUGUCUGCUGCGUUAUCAAUGUUCACUAGCUCUUCAUUUGACCUCUAUACAUAAGAACUGACACAAAGUGAAGUUUUGUAGUUCAAAUAUGAUCAUUUGCUUGGAUGCACCUAAGCUGCAGUGGAAUCUCAUUCAGAGCUUCAUCAAAGCAGCCAGGCUGGAUGCUGCUGAAUGCCCACAAAGUCAGGGAUUAGUUUUGUGAGUCUUGGGGACGGGAAAUUUUGAGGACAGCACGAGUUGAGCACAUUCCGUUCCGUAAAAGCCCAUCAGCAGACUUUAACUCGGCUUUUCUCACCCUUUUCUCAGUCCUUGUACCUGAACAUUUUCACAGGAAUAUCUUUGUUCUUCAAGCUACUCGACACAGACACAAAUCCUUCAAGUGUUAAAAAAAAAAAAAAAAAAGAUACCCAAGUCAAGGGAUGAACCAGUAUUGUCUCCACCUAGCAAGCAACUUACCAAAGAACCAACUAUCUUUUAAAUUGUAUCUUUAGGCACUUUGUUACCAGCCGCCUGUCACAAAAACACAGUUUGUUCAC
This is a messenger RNA of Oreochromis niloticus (Nile tilapia), 3261 nucleotides long. It is a transcript of the gene ccm2, whose product is annotated as CCM2 scaffold protein. The coding region runs from base 386 to 1756 and encodes 456 amino acids. Lineage: Eukaryota; Metazoa; Chordata; Actinopteri; Cichliformes; Cichlidae. Gene Ontology annotation, biological process: heart development; vasculogenesis. The transcript is spliced from 10 exons. The record is from RefSeq and is a predicted model, not a curated record.